UUAACAGAUGUUUUUUAUUAUGAAAAAGUGGAUUGAAAUAAAAACAAAAUACGAAUACCAAAUUGGAAAACGUUAAUAAUAUUAUAAUGGCCAUUUUAGGUUUCGAAGUAGUCUUUUCUAUUACUCUUAUAAGUUUUUUUCAAAAAAUAAAUAAAUUUUACUCACUAGGACAAGCCAUUCUUACUCAUAAAAUAUAUCGAUAUGAAUCAUCUUCCACACCCACUGAAUCUAAACCUUCUACUUCCUUAAAACGUGUCCCACUGACUCCUGGCUACCUAUUAUCAAUACCUUUUUAUCCUACCGCUGAAUGGCUGCUAGACUUUUGCUUUGUAACUGCUGGAAUCUUUAAUAUUUCUUACAUAGUUUACAGGAUUUAUAUAGGAUGGUUUAUAGCCUCCCCUCUACAAACAUCUUCAAUACACCCUCCUCUCUUAGAUUUAACUCUUGUAUGGAACAUUUGCACUCUUGGAUUUGCCCUCUCUGCUCUAAUCCGACCUCUGAUAACUUAUCCACGUCAUGAAAAAACGUUGCUAAUAAUCGCUGGCAUAAUCUCGGCUCUUUUAUGUUUGGCCAUCAGUUUCUAUAUCGACUUCAAACAUAAUUAUUUUAUAACUGGAAUAUCGGAUACGGGGAAUAGUACGGUUAACGCAGCGGCCGGCGAGUCUGGCGAAAAAAUAAAUAAGGAGUUCGUCAGUUACGAAGGAUGGGAUCAAUAUCGAACCACAGAAAGGGCAUGGCUUAAAAAUUUUAAAGAAAUACGAUUUAAAUUGUUCUAUCACUUUGUCCUUUCCUUAUGCUCCGCUAUACUGGGAAGCAUGAUAUUUUUCCCGUGCCUACGAUGGGCGCAGAUGUUCAUAGACGCUUACGGCUAUUCUAAUCGCUUGGAUCAAAAAUUCUUCCUUUUCCUAAAUGCUAUUGGUCCAGGCAUUUCAACUUUAUUUUGGUUUUUUAAACCGCUCCUGUUAACUUUUACAUAUAAUCGUUAUGAUGAUACAACACCGUUAUUAAAUCAAGAUUUAGCAUCGAAAUUCGUAAAGUUAAACAUUAUUUGGCUCUAUUCGCAUAUAAUUUUUGGUGUGCUGCGUGUUGCUUUGUUAAGGCCUCAUAUUCAAGCCUACCUCUAUAUGGCUUAUGAAAAAGUCCAAGCCAUAAAUAAAAAGGAAAACACAUCUGCUCUCGCAUUUAACAAAUCCGUUAAAAAUGCCGUCAAUCGUAUCAAUUUCUACCUUGGUAUAGUAUGCAUACAAUACAUCGUUCCAGUGAUAAUCAGUUCAUCCUUGACCUAUAUCUUAUUAUCACCAACAGAUGCGUCGAUUUAUUUAAAGACCGAUAACGAAAAUGGGAGCGUGAAUUUAAUUGGCGAUCAAACAAAUCUUCAUGAUCAAUUGAAUUCUAGCCAUUUCAUUGAUUUAAUAACUCGAUGGACACACCAAAACGCAAGCGCUUUAUCGCCUCCUUUCAAAUUAUUAAUAUUCGAUCCUUCCAUUUUGAAAGCUCCCGUUACUCAAAUACUAUUCAUGUUCGAUGUUUUAAUGUGCGUUUUUGGUAUUUUCGGGUAUUGUUAUCACAAAUAUAAUUAAGACAUGGAAAAAAUGUCGGCGGUAUACUUAGUUAAGCAGAGCAUAAACUUAUAACCACCUUGAAGAAUAUAUAUUUUUGUUUAUAGCCAAAUAUUUAUUAGUUUUUUUACAUGGUUUGUGAAUCUAGUUGUGCAAAAUCGCUUCAUUUGGAUUUUUUAAAAAACGGCUAACUAAAUCUUUUAACCAGAAAAAUAUUGCCUAAGUCUCGUAAUUUCUCUAAUAUAUGUCCAAACCUUUUUGCCAUCUAUGAGCAAAAUCUUCAGACAUGCGUAAUAUUUUUCUUUACAGAAUAUUGAGUUAACCAUUUUUAAAAAUCAGAUUAAAUGGAACAAUAUUGCACCACUAUGCGUAUUUCUUGUUUUGAUAUCUAUUGUAUAAAUAUAAAUAAAUUUUAUGUUGAUGAUAUAUUUUAU
This is a messenger RNA of Gordionus sp. m RMFG-2023, 1993 nucleotides long. Its product is annotated as transmembrane protein 161B-like. The transcript has 9 exons. NCBI's taxonomy places the organism in Eukaryota, Metazoa, Nematomorpha, Gordioida, Chordodea, Parachordodidae. The record is from RefSeq and is a predicted model, not a curated record. Bases 87 to 1580 code for a protein of 497 amino acids.